Messenger RNA from Talpa occidentalis (Iberian mole), 1651 nucleotides. It is a transcript of the gene CHRNB4, whose product is annotated as cholinergic receptor nicotinic beta 4 subunit. Gene Ontology annotation, biological process: signal transduction; chemical synaptic transmission; nervous system process. Gene Ontology annotation, cellular component: postsynaptic membrane; neuron projection; synapse. Lineage: Eukaryota; Metazoa; Chordata; Mammalia; Eulipotyphla; Talpidae. Bases 1 to 1485 code for a protein of 494 amino acids. The record is from RefSeq and is a predicted model, not a curated record. Gene Ontology annotation, molecular function: transmembrane signaling receptor activity; acetylcholine-gated monoatomic cation-selective channel activity. The transcript is spliced from 6 exons.
AUGGGGAGCGCGGGCCCCUCCGUGCUUUUCUUGCUGCUGACCCUGUGCGGGCGCGGGGCCUGCCGCCUGGCCAAUGCUGAGGAGAAGCUCAUGGACGACCUUCUCAACAAAACCCGCUACAACAACCUGAUCCGCCCGGCCACCGGCUCCGGCCAGCUCAUCUCCAUCAAGCUGCAGCUCAUCCUGGCCCAACUCAUCAGCGUGAAUGAGCGAGAACAGAUCAUGACCACCAACGUUUGGUUGAAACAGGAAUGGACCGACCACCGCCUGGCAUGGAACAGCUCCCACUAUGAGGGCGUGAACAUUCUUAGGAUCCCGGCCAAGCGCGUCUGGCUGCCUGACAUCGUGCUUUACAACAACGCCGAUGGCACCUAUGAGGUCUCAUUCUACGCCAACGUAGUGGUCCGCUCCAAUGGCAGCAUCGCGUGGCUGCCCCCCGCCAUCUACAAGAGCGCCUGCAAGAUUGAGGUGAAGCACUUCCCCUUUGACCAGCAGAACUGCACCCUCAAGUUCCGCUCCUGGACCUAUGACCACACGGAGAUCGACAUGGUGCUUAAGUCGCCCAUGGCCAGCAUGGAUGAUUUCACUCCCAGUGGUGAGUGGGACAUCGUGGACCUCCCAGGGCGGAGGACUGUGAACCCCCAGGACCCCAGGUAUGUGGACAUUACCUAUGAUUUCAUCAUCAAGCGCAAGCCCCUCUUCUACACCAUCAACCUCAUCAUCCCCUGCGUGCUCAUCACCUCUCUGGCCAUCCUGGUCUUCUACCUGCCAUCCGACUGCGGCGAGAAGAUGACACUGUGCAUCUCCGUGCUGCUGGCGCUCACUGUCUUCCUGCUGCUCAUCUCCAAGAUAGUGCCGCCCACCUCCCUGGACGUGCCGCUCAUCGGCAAGUACCUCAUGUUCACCAUGGUGCUCGUCACCUUCUCCAUCAUCACGAGCGUCUGUGUGCUCAACGUGCACCACCGCUCCCCCAGCACGCACACCAUGGCGCCCUGGGUCAAGCGCUGCUUCCUCCACCAGCUGCCCACCUUCCUCUUCAUGAAGCGCCCCAACAGCAGUGCCGCUAAGGUUCCCCCACCCCUCCAGCCUUGCACGGUGGGGUCUGAGGCCACCACCAGCUCGGCCAUCGGAGCCCCCAGCUCUGCCCACCUCUAUGGGAAUUCCAUGUACUUCGUGAACCCAGCCUCUGCAGCCCCCAAAUCUCCACAGGGCUCCGAUUCAGAAGGGGUCCCCAAGGAUUUCCGGCUGAGGUCUUCAGGGAGGUUCCAGCAGCACGUGCAGGAGGCUCUUGAGGGUGUCAGCUUCAUCGCCCAGCACAUGCAAAGUGACGAUGAAGACCAGAGUGUUAUUGAGGAUUGGAAGUACGUGGCCCUGGUGGUCGACCGGCUGUUCCUGUGGGUGUUCGUGGUAGUGUGUGUGCUCGGCACCGUGGGGCUCUUCCUGCCCCCCCUCUUCCAGACCUACACACCUCCUGAGGGGCCCUAGGCUUCCGUGUGUGUCCUGCGGUCCCCAGGGUAUGGGGUGAGGUGAUGUGAGUGGGCAGGUGGGUAGUUUGCUGCUUCCUCUGGCCCAGGGUCAACGAAGUACUAAAUGAAUGAGACAGCAGCCACCAACCCCAUCAGACAUCCACGGGAGGAACAAACAUGGAGGA